AGUUCGCUUUCGUUUACUUUUCGUUUAAUUACAUUUUACCGUUACAGAUUAAAUACAACUUUCUUACAGCACCGCGAUGUAUCAGGUCGUCCCAGGGCAGUUUGACGACGCCGAUGAAAGCGAGUCAGUAAUCAGCCCUGAAAAGCCCUCUCUGGAGAACCGAUUUGAUGAAGUUACUUUACAGUCGGUUGAAAAUAACAAGCAAAAAGAAUAUGAGGAAGACUAUGAUGAAGACGAGGAGGAUGAUGACGAUGAUGAUGAUGAAUGGGACUGGAAUGAGUCAGCUGGAGGAGACUUUACUAAGCGCUACACUGCAAUGAGGACUGGGUGUAACCCACAGGCUAAUCGUCAAAACUCUAAUAAUAAGUCCAUAAAAAUGUCUACUCCGUCAGACAAGGUCCUGAGGAAAUUUGAAAACAAAAUAAACCUUGAUAAACUGAGCUAUGCAGAUUCUGUAAUCAAUAAAGUCACUGUGAUGCAAAAGCAGAGGGAAGCAGACACGUUUCGAGUAAAGGAUAAAUCAGACAGAGCUACCGUUGAGCAGGUUUUGGACCCCCGGACACGUAUGAUUCUGUUCAAAAUGCUUAGCAGAGGCGUCUUUUCACAGAUCAAUGGCUGUAUCAGCACUGGCAAAGAGGCAAAUGUCUACCAUGCAACCACUGCUAAAGGAGAAAGCAGAGCCAUCAAAAUAUACAAAACCUCAAUUCUACUAUUUAAAGACCGAGAUAAAUACGUCAGCGGGGAAUUUAGGUUCCGCCAUGGGUAUUGCAAAGGGAAUCCUAGAAAAAUGGUGCGCACUUGGGCUGAGAAGGAAAUGAGAAACUUGAUCAGACUACAGACUGCUCAGAUUCCAAGUCCAGAGCCCAUCAUGUUGCGGAGCCACGUCCUCGUCAUGAGCUUCAUUGGUCGAGAUGAUACGCCUGCCCCUCUUCUGAAAAACGCUGUCCUGUCUGAAUCCAAAGCUCGUGAACUCUACCUGCAGAUCAUCCAGAACAUGAGAAUAAUGUACAGUGAAGCUCGUCUGGUCCAUGCUGACCUCAGCGAAUACAAUGUGCUGUAUCAUAACGGAGAGGCCUAUAUUAUUGACGUAUCUCAGUCCGUUGAGCACGAUCACCCUCAUGCUUUGGAGUUUCUUCGGAAAGAUUGCAGCAAUGUUAAUGACUUUUUUCAAAGACACAAUGUGGCUGUUAUGACUGUACGUGAGCUGUUUGAGUUUGUCACAGAUCCCUCCAUCACAACUGACAACAUUAACAAGUACCUGGACAAGGCGAUGGAGAUUGCGUCUGAAAGAACUGCAGAGGAAAGAUCCGAUCAGGAUAAAGUUGAUGAAGAGGUGUUUAAGAAGGCCUACAUUCCCCGGACGCUAAAUGAAGUCACUCAUUAUGAGAGAGACGUGGACACAAUGAUGAAGAAAAAGGAGGACACGUCUUCUGAAGACACAAACACUGACAAUAUCUUAUAUCAAACAGUAACUGGCCUCAGGAAGGACCUUUCUGGAGUGCAAACGGUUCCUUCAAUACUGGAAGACUCCACAAAAGACGAGAGUUCAGGCUCUGAGGAAGAGGAGGAUGAAGACGACGAGGAGAAAUCCGGAGAGGAGACUGAAGCGCAACCAGACAGAAAGGAACAAAAGAAGUUGGUUAAAGAAGCUCAGAGGGAGAAAAGAAAAAAUAAAGUGCCAAAGCAUGUCAAAAAGCGGAAGGAGAAGGUUGCAAAAACGAAGAAGGGGAGAUGAAGAUGCUUCAGUUUAUGCUGUAGGUGAUGGCAGCUUAGAAUACUCAGAACUUUUGCUGCAAUUGUAAAUGUGUGAAGGUUUAUGAAAUGUUUAUUAGGAAGUAUUGUUUUUAAUAAACAUACACAUUUCUCUGA
Messenger RNA from Danio rerio (zebrafish), 1869 nucleotides. It is a transcript of the gene riok1, whose product is annotated as RIO kinase 1 (yeast). The record is from RefSeq and is marked provisional. Gene Ontology annotation, cellular component: cytoplasm. Lineage: Eukaryota; Metazoa; Chordata; Actinopteri; Cypriniformes; Danionidae. Gene Ontology annotation, molecular function: protein serine kinase activity; ATP binding; ATP hydrolysis activity.